Messenger RNA from Mytilus trossulus (common blue mussel), 1153 nucleotides. RefSeq names its product receptor-type tyrosine-protein phosphatase alpha-like. Gene Ontology annotation, biological process: protein dephosphorylation. Gene Ontology annotation, molecular function: protein tyrosine phosphatase activity. The transcript is spliced from 6 exons. The record is from RefSeq and is a predicted model, not a curated record. Lineage: Eukaryota; Metazoa; Mollusca; Bivalvia; Mytilida; Mytilidae. The coding region runs from base 18 to 659 and encodes 213 amino acids.
GGUAUAGACCAUAUACAAUGUCAUAUUCAAAACCGCGCAAUGAUUACAUCAAUGCAGUGAUUAUUCCCGGAUAUACAUAUGACAGUAAAAUCUUAGUAACUCAAUGUCCUCUUGAAGAAACUGUUGUUGAUUUCUGGACCAUGGUAUAUGACCACAACUCUUCUAUUGUUGUUUUGUUGGACCAGUUGAACAGGAAAACUCCGUUGUGGUUAGGUCGACAGGAAGUGCUACAGUUUAAAGAUUUUACCAUUGUGCAAGACAACUCACCAAAUCCCGAAGAGCUUAAACUUAUCUUGAGCCAUAAGGAAAAGGAUCCGAUGUCAAUAACUGUUUUCACCACAAGUAAAGUAAACAAUGAUGCAAUUCUUCCAUCAAACGUUUUACUUGACCUGCUGAAAAAAGUAACAGAGUGCUGGAAAAUACAAAAAGGUCCAAUUACUGUUGUGUGUAGUGAUGGUUGCAGUAAAAGUGGGAUAUUUGUUGCAUUGAAACUUAUAUUGGAAAAAAUGAAGAUAGAUGAUGAAAUUGAUGUUUUCCAAGUUGUUAGAACAAUGCAAGUUAGACGACCCGAAUUUUUCACGGAAUUUGAUCAGUAUGAAUAUUGCUACAGGUGCAUCAAAGAGUAUUUAGAAAACGACUCGGUGUAUGCAAAUCUAUAGUGAUACCAGACUCCGCGCUAACAGAAGUAUUUAUGACGAUUAAAUGGAAUGGUUAUUACAUAAUGUCAUUUGAACAUUUCAACAGUUAUGCUCAGAUAAAUCGGUCAUUAACUAUUAACCAUAAUGCUUGUUAGAGUUUCCAUGCGUAAAUUGAUGUAUAGGAAUAAUUGUCAUGACUAUAAAACAGAUAAUAGAUGUUAAUUAAUAUAGAGCUAAAAUCGAUUUGUUAAAAUUUACAGUAGAUGUUAAAAUCAAACAAAUGUUAAUCUGUUAUUCGAUGAAAAGGGAAUUAUUUAUUUCCGUCAUAUGCUUUCAUUUCGUAAGAUUAAAUGAUAAUGCGUAUGAAGCAAUGUUACCCAGGAUUAUAUAUUUAUAAUUUCCAAAUACCUUAGUUGACAAUAUAUCUUUCAAUAUGGAGUUUGAUAUAGCUUAUAUCGCUUCUGCUUUCGCCAAGUUUUACUUUUUUUCCGCAGAAACAUUUUUUAAAUAUAAAA